This is a messenger RNA of Penaeus vannamei (Pacific white shrimp), 978 nucleotides long. Lineage: Eukaryota; Metazoa; Arthropoda; Malacostraca; Decapoda; Penaeidae. The record is from RefSeq and is a predicted model, not a curated record.
CACAUCUCCCACUCUUAAGGAUGCAGCGACGAAGUGUGCAACAUGCGAAGACUCGUACAAGAGGGCAGUUGACGAUAACACUUUCGAGAUAAGGGAACUUGACCUGCCUGACGGGAUGUGCACCAACGAUACGGCUUACCUGAUCUCAACACCUGACCGCUGCUGCUCGAACUCCUGCCAGUGCAAGUACGUCCACGGGAGCGAGUGCCGUCACAAUUAUCUCUACGACAACAACUUGAUUCGCUGUGACUAUUUCCUCCCCGAUUCCUGUCCCAACCAGCACUGCUGUGGCUGCUGCCUGAACUGCAACGUUAGAAUAUGUUCCGAUUGUUUACGAAAAGAAGGGGCCACGUGCAGGAGGACAUGCCAGUGGAACGAGUACCCGAUCUCAGUACAGUGUCACAGUCCAUAUUGUCAGUGCUGCAGAAAGUGUGAAAUGGAAUCGUCUUGCCAAGCGUCCGGGGGCCGCUGCGUGGGUCACCCUUCUUUCUGCAGAAGUGGAUAUUAUCUGUCGAAAAGGGGCUGUAAUGGGGAUUGCUACUGCUGUUACCCUCCGGUUCAACAUACAGGAUACAUUGACAAAACAGCUUAAUGGAUCACCAGAUUGAAUGAAUAGUUAUUUGCAUUAGGACACAAACUAAAUUGUUCAGUAAUAAUAUGAAUGAAGAAUUAGAUUAAUAAAUCAAUGCAUAAUAUACUGAGAGGAGAAAGAAAGGAAAAGAAAAUUUUACCUUAUGUAAUUUAUCCCAUUUUCCAAAUUUCCUAAUUUUUAUGACUGUAAAGCAGCACACUCGAAUGAAAUAACCUUUGUAAAGACGAAAACAUGUAUUUCAUAAGUAUGUGAUGAAUUCAAAGAAGCAAUUUUCUUAGCAUAGUUUGUCAAUUCGGAAUACCCUAGUUUUCUAUGAAUAAUAUUGGAGAUAUAGAAAACUGUAUCAGAUUGGAGGAUAACUAAAAUAAAUGUUUGUUGAUUGGCAA